AUGUCAGCCACCGCCCGCCGCGAGGACCCCUUCAAGCCCGCCGCGCGCGUCGCUGGCCAGAAGCAAGAUGUGUGGUCCAUUGUCAACGAGGCCGCCGCUGCCUCGCCCAUCAAGCCCAUUGUCAACAUGGGCCAGGGCUUCUUUGGCUACAACCCCCCGCAGUUUGUCCUCGACGCCGCAAAGGCUGCCCUGGACCAGGUCGACUGCAACCAGUACUCGCCCACCAAAGGCCGCCCGCGCCUGAAGAAGGCCAUCGCCGACGCCUACUCGCCCUUCUUCGGCCGCACCCUCAACCCGGACACCGAGGUCACAAUCACCACGGGCGCAAACGAGGGCAUGCUGAGCGCCUUCAUGGGCUUCCUUGAAAAGGACGACGAGGUCAUCGUCUUCGAGCCCUUCUUCGACCAGUACAUCUCCAACAUCGAGAUGCCUGCUGGCAGGGUCGUCUACGUGCCCAUGCACCCGCCCAAGCACGGCGCCACCAAGACGACCUCGGCCGCAGAGUGGACACUCGACAUCAAAGAGCUCGAGGCCGCCAUCACCACCAAGACCCGCAUCAUCGUCCUCAACUCGCCCCACAACCCCAUCGGCAAGGUCUUCUCCAAGGACGAGCUCACCGCCAUCGGCGAGCUGUGCGUCAAGCACAACAUCAUCAUCCUGUCCGACGAAGUGUACGACCGCUUGUACUACGUCCCCUUCACCCGUGUCGCCACCCUCUCUCCCGAAAUCGCCAAGCUCACCCUCACCGUCGGCUCCGGCGGCAAGAACUUCUAUGCCACAGGCUGGCGCGUUGGGUGGCUGAUCGGCCCGGAGCACCUGAUCAAAUACGUCUCAGCUGCCCACACGCGCAUCUGCUACUCGUCCGUCUCGCCGCUGCAAGAAGCAACCGCGGUCGGCUUCGAGCAGGCCGACGCGCACAACUUCUGGGACGAAAGCAAAAAGGAAAUGAAGGCCAAGAUGGACAGGUUCACCGCCGUCUUCAACGAGCUCGAUCUGCCCUACUCGGACCCAGAGGGCGGCUACUUUGUGCUGGUCAACAUGGCCAAGGUCAAAUUACCAGAAGACUACGACUUCCCCCCACACGUCGCCGAGCGCCCGCGCGACUUCAAACUCUCCUGGUUCCUCAUCAAGGAGCUCGGCGUCGCCGCCAUCCCGCCCACCGAGUUCUUCACCCCAGGGAACGCGCACAUUGUCGAGGACUGGCUGCGGUUCGCCGUGUGCAAAAAUGACGACGUGCUGGACACGGCCAUGGAGCGCCUACGGGGGCUGAAGAAGUACAUCUCGGCGUCAUGA
Molecule: messenger RNA, 1293 nt
Organism: Ascochyta rabiei
Lineage: Eukaryota; Fungi; Ascomycota; Dothideomycetes; Pleosporales; Didymellaceae
Product: Kynurenine--oxoglutarate transaminase
Exons: 1
Coding region: 1-1293 (430 amino acids)
Biological process (GO): biosynthetic process
Cellular component (GO): cytoplasm; mitochondrion
Molecular function (GO): L-kynurenine:2-oxoglutarate transaminase activity; pyridoxal phosphate binding
Source: RefSeq, a predicted model, not a curated record